UGAUCUCUAUCAUUAAGAAAUCGAAACUAACCCGCUGCGACUUUUUUCCGUGUAAGUAAUUAGGGUUCCAGUGCAAGAAAUCCAAAAGCCGCUUUCGGUGUCAGAGAACCUGCUAGAACGCGUAGAAAACGGAUAAUAUGAAAUUUUACGACAAAUCUGAAUAUAAAAGGUGUCUGUUUGCACAAUAGAAUCAGUCCGGCAACGACUGCAGACAACAGAGGAAAUAAAGUGCUGCGAAAUGUGUUUCAAGCUUACGGUGUUAGCACUGACUUGUUUGAGCUACCUGGAAGCUCAACCGGUGGAAUUCAAGCCUUACGAACAGAUCAUCAACCCUGAAUUAAGAGAUCUUCAGCCCUCAGAGAGCAGAUAUGAAAAUCCACAUGCCGCCAUACAAGCUGGCAGCAAAUUUUUCCAGGACAUAUACGUAGCGAUGGAGAAGCCCGACGAAGUCGAAUUUGGCCACGUUGCGGAGAAUUCCGACAACUGGGAGCAACGUUUCGAGAAAAUCAACCUGGGCAACCUUCAGCGUCAGGGAAAGGUGAGAUGGGGCGACAAAAACGGGGGAUACGGCGAACACUACUACGACUACAACCACGACGGCCAACAAGAAAAAGUCGAAGCCAAACCAACCAAAAAGAAGCCCCAUUAUGAAGUCCGGGAACCAGAAAUAAAUCAACCAAACUACAUCACUUACGGACAAGAAAGGCAGGAAUCCGUCGUAGCCCCUACUUACGUCCGAGCGAACAACCACAGAGGAAAAAGGGAGCAGGGACUCUUGAAGGACGUGGAGUUCAUCAACGACAACGCUAGGUCGUUGAUCCUGGACGGUAACUCCCAGCAACACGGGGGAAAUUAUAGGAGGGCCGACGAUUACAGAGGGAAGAGAGAACACGUCAUCAACGAGGAAGAUUUGGUCUUUGAAUCCGACAAAGGAACGUUCUUGGACAGGAAAACCGGCAUCGAAUACGAGUUGAGACCCGUCUACCAAUGAUUUAGUUCGGUUUUGCCCAAGUUGAACGCCUGAGGACUUUGCUAAGCGUAGCUUUAACUCUAAAUCUAGAGGGUACAAAACAGAUGUAGUAUUUUUUUACUGAUUUUGUAAUGUAAGUGCGGUAUUUUUUAGGCUUAGAAUUGAAAGACUUAUGAUUUUCCACAAAGCGUGGGCCGCAUGCUUUGUAAAUUUUUUGUUUUUUUAUAUUUAUGUACUUGUUAACUAGUUGUAUAUGUGCUUAAAAUAUAUCUAA
Anoplophora glabripennis (Asian longhorned beetle) is the source of this 1244-nucleotide messenger RNA. RefSeq lists its product as uncharacterized. The record is from RefSeq and is a predicted model, not a curated record. The coding region runs from base 239 to 991 and encodes 250 amino acids. The transcript is spliced from 4 exons. NCBI's taxonomy places the organism in Eukaryota, Metazoa, Arthropoda, Insecta, Coleoptera, Cerambycidae.